Messenger RNA from Leptidea sinapis, 1345 nucleotides. Its product is annotated as coatomer subunit beta'-like. The record is from RefSeq and is a predicted model, not a curated record. Bases 105 to 1310 code for a protein of 401 amino acids. The transcript has 6 exons. NCBI's taxonomy places the organism in Eukaryota, Metazoa, Arthropoda, Insecta, Lepidoptera, Pieridae. Gene Ontology annotation, molecular function: protein binding.
AUGAAGGUGUCCAAUAUACAAAAAAAUCUUUUAUUUGUUAACAUAAUAUAAUACUUGUAUUAUAUUUUAUCAAUUAUUAUAUCUAAAAUGGGGCUUAAAUCAUUAUGGAACCUCAAAGAAGAAAAGUGGCCGGUCCAGUAGCACCAAGCAGCAUGAAAGCAGCUCGUAAGAGUUUUAUGGUGACGAAUACGUACGUAAAAAAUUUGACACCGGACAAAGAAAUCGUUGCAGUGCAUACAAGCGCACCGAGCAUUGAAUAUAGAUCUCAUCACAGUGCACAAAAUCAAAUAUAUCAAGGGGAAGUUAAUGUACUUUCUAUAAUUGACACAAAUAAAGAUAUUAUGUGUUGUAAAUAUACUGAAGAUACAAGAGAGAUCGCUGCUGGGUUCACCGAUGGCUCGAUUAGAUUGUUCGACUGUAUGAAUGGCAACUGCACUCAUACACUAAUGGACGACGAAUGCCGGUCGUAUCCUGGUCCAGUCACGGCUAUCAAACAUAGACCCGUUAGUAAAGCGCAUCCCAUCUCCAACACCAUAUUGUCAUCUUACGUGAAUGGAUGUAUUAAAUGUUGGACUUACAAGUACAACCAAUGUAUAUACACAAUACGUGAGAAAAGACAAACGUUGGGGCUUUGUUAUCAUCCACGGUUUACAAAGUUUGUUACUUAUGGAGAUGACGCGAAGCUAAAUAUGUAUGACGAGGAAGCUCAAACUCAGGAGAGGACAUUUUAUUCCAGUCAAAGAAAAGGCAUCAUCGACGGUCACACGUCCAGAAUAUUUGCUUGUGUUUUCAAUCCAAAAUCACAUCACGAACUCAUAUCUGGAGGGUGGGAUGACGUUGUCGUGUGUUGGGAUGAUAGACAACCUUUCGCAACUAAAUAUUUUACGGGUGUGCAUAUGUGUGGAGAAGGACUUGAUUUCGAUAAGCCAGGAAAACAGAUACUGACGUGCUCUUGGCAAGACAAAGACAGCAUACAAAUAUGGGAUUAUGGCUCGUGCAAACUAAUUGAAACGAUAGUCCCGGAUAAUCAUAACUGCAAACUAUACUGCGGAAAGUUAGUUCCGCAAACAAAUUUGGCUAUCUGCGGUGGUUCGGAUGCGAAUAUAUUAAGAGUUGUCGACAUUAAUUUGAAAAUGACAGAAUGUUCAAUACGGAAUAACCCAGGUGCAAUUUACUGUAUCGAUUUUGGAACGGUGAGGAGAAAACCAACUAAAGUUCCCGAUACGUACAAGAAAGUCAGCGAGAUCCAGAGCAUCCCACGUGUCGCACUCGUUACGGGGAAGAGAUUGCAAAUAGUUGAUUUUGGAUAAUGUUUCACAAAUAAAAGAAAUGUAUAAAAGUUGUA